AUGAAAACUGUUGUGAUUGUUUCGCUGACCGCUUUUGCCUACGCCACCUGCCAAGGAGGUCCACCAGUUGACAACGCGGAAAAAGCUUAUGCCUGGUACGGGCAAGGCGGUUUCGCCGACAAGGGAUACUACGGUGGCGGCCGAGGGGGUUUCGGAGGAGGCCAUGGCGAUCAAGGGGGAUUCGAUGACAUCCAAGGAGUACAAGUUGAUAUCGGGGGUGAGAGAGUUUCAGGUGGUUUCAGAGGAGGCCGAGGCGGACGAGCUGGUUCUGGUGGCCAAGGUGGUGCAGGUGGCAUCGGAGCACGCGGGGGUUCCGGAGGGUCGGGAGGUUCAGCAGGCUCCGGGGGGUCGGGAGGUGCAGGAGGUUUCGGGGGGGUAGGAGGUGCAGGAGGUGCCGGGGGGCCGGGACGUGAAGGAGGUUCUGGUGGGAAGGGAGGUGCAGGAGGCUCCAGGGGGCCGGGAGGUGACGGGGGUGCCGGGGGGGCGGGAGCUUCAGGAGGUCCCGGUGGAGCGGGAGGUGUAGGAGGUUCCGGGGGGGCUGGAGGUGCAGGAGGUUCCAGAGGGCCAGGAGGUCACAGAGGUGCUGGGAUGCCAGGAAGUCCCGGGAUGCCAGGAGGUCCAGGAAGUUCAGGGAAGCCGGGAGGCUCAGGAAGCCCCGGGCAGCCGGGAACUGCAGGAGGUGUCGGGGGGGCGGGCGGUGCAGGAGGUGCAGGAGGAAGGGCA
Messenger RNA from Iphiclides podalirius (scarce swallowtail), 723 nucleotides. The record is from the annotation of a GenBank genome assembly. Lineage: Eukaryota; Metazoa; Arthropoda; Insecta; Lepidoptera; Papilionidae.